Messenger RNA from Closterium sp. NIES-65, 1338 nucleotides. The record is from the annotation of a GenBank genome assembly. Lineage: Eukaryota; Viridiplantae; Streptophyta; Zygnematophyceae; Desmidiales; Closteriaceae.
AUGUCUUGGAAACUCUCUUCUCUCUGUGGUCCUCUGGGGGGGAGCAGAGGAGGAGGGGGAGCAGGAAGGAAAGGAGGAGGGGGAGUGGGGGGAGUGGAGGAGGUGACUGUGUUCUUGUUUGGGGCAGCGUUUGAUGUGUACUGCAAGCAGGAGAUGGGGGCGGUGGUAGCAAUACUAGGAGCCGAAGCCAACCCGCCAAAAGGGAAUCUCCCGCCGUCGCUCCGCGUGUUCCGAGCCAAUCAAAUCCUGCCAGUUGGCACUGCAAGGGACUUCGGCAUCUGUAAGGGAGUCAUGGAGAGCAACGAGCCUUGCACGGCCGUCAUCAACAAAACCUUUGCAGAGUACUGUGACCGCCACAUUGCAGCAGCAUAUCAGAAGAUGAAGCCAACCCGCCUCGAGCUGGACGGAGGGAACCUCUCAACGGCGUUCCUGUAUCGAAACAACGUGUGGCGGUCCUGGCAGGUGCUUCUGGGCAAUGGCACAUGCAGCAGUGGGAGCAGCAGCAGGAGGGGGGCAAGGCCUGUGGCUGCUCUGGACCAAGACGCUCUCAGGAGCAUUCUCAGGGAGAAGGAGAAUCUCACGAGCCGCCCUGUGUUGCAGGGCAAGCAGAACCUCUCGACUGCAUUCCUGUACCGAAACAACGUCCGACGCUCCCGGCAGGUGCUGCUGGGCAAUGGUACAUGUGGCAGCGGGGGCAGCAGCAGGAGGGGAGCAAGGCCUGUUGCUGCUCUAGACCAAGAUGCCCUGAGGAGCAUUCUCAGGGAGAAGGAGAACCUCACGAGCCGGCCUGUGUCGCAGGGCAAGCGAUUUCUGGCCGCGGCAUCGGGGGAUGAGGAGCAGGCCCCCUAUGUACCUCCGCUCAAGCGAGCUAAAGGCGUGGAGACAUUUGAGUUGACUCAAAAGGCAUCGGGGGGUGAGGAGCAGGCUCUGUAUGUUCCUCCGCUUAAGCGAGCAAAAGCUGGAGAAAAAGGGAACAUAGGGGGUGAGACUCUGGGGAGUGGAAGCGGGGUAACAGGGAGUAAGUAUUCUGAGGGGGGAGGGUUACUACAAAAAGGGAGUGUGAGAGGAGGGGUCAAGGAAGGAGUGGCUCUUCAGGAUGAGGUUGGUGGAGGUGACGAUGGGGGAGGGGACAAAAAUCAGGUAGAUGUUUAUGGUGAGGUUAAUGGGGGUAAAGUAGCAAGCGGAGCUUCGGUGAUCCAGGGGAAGAGACCGAAUUGGAUGUUGAGGGAGCAACGCUUUCAACCAAUGGAGAAAAUGGUUGAGCUGGUUGACGUCGGCGAUGACGACAAUGAGGAUGAAAACAUGGGAGCAGAGAACGAGGCCUUCAUUCUGGAUUAG